Molecule: messenger RNA, 1029 nt
Organism: Cladophialophora psammophila CBS 110553
Lineage: Eukaryota; Fungi; Ascomycota; Eurotiomycetes; Chaetothyriales; Herpotrichiellaceae
Product: MFS transporter, SP family, sugar:H+ symporter
Exons: 3
Coding region: 1-1029 (342 amino acids)
Biological process (GO): carbohydrate transport; transmembrane transport
Cellular component (GO): plasma membrane
Molecular function (GO): carbohydrate:proton symporter activity
Source: RefSeq, a predicted model, not a curated record
AUGGGAAUCGCCUUCGUCUGGGCCUUCAUUCUGGGGGGAGGUAUUCUCCUUUUCCCGGAUACCCCUAGAUAUCUGUACCGCCAUGGUCACAAAGAAGAAGCCAAAAAGAUCAUGGAAAAAGUUUAUGGAGCGCCACCGAACCACUACAGUGUCCACAUCGAGUUGGAAGAAAUUGAGGCCAAGCUCCGGGCUGAGGUGAACGAGGGAAAUCCAAUUGUUGAAUGGUUCCGUAUGUUCCGAGCUCCAAAGAUGGCACACAGAAUCGUCCUCGGUAUGACGUUGCAGAUGUUCCAACAGUUGACCGGUGCCAACUACUUCUUCUACUACGGCACGGUGAUAUUAAUUCCAGUGAUUUUGAACGGCAUCAACUUCGGAACUACUUUCUACGACCUGUAUGUCGUCGAACACUAUGGCCGUCGUAAGUCACUCAUGAUUGGUUCGGCCUGGAUGUUUCUUAUGUUCUUGAUGUUCGCCAACGUUGGCCAUUUUUCCCUCGAUAAACAUGACCCCCAGAAGACCGAAUCCAGCGGCACGGCCAUGAUUGUAAUGGCAUCGUUCUUUAUCGCAGCAUUCUCGUCAACAUUGGGUCCCAUCGUCUGGACAAUUACUGGAGAGGUGUAUCCCUCGAAAUACCGGGCAAGAAGUAUGGCACUGUCAACCGCCUCAAACUGGCUGUGGAACUUCCUCAUAGCCUUCUUCACACCUUUCAUUACCGGAGACAUCGACUUCCUAUACGGUUACGUCUUUGCGGGCUGCAAUCUGGUCGCUAUUCCGCUGGUCUACUUCUUCGUUAUUGAAGGUCAAGGUCGCACACUCGAGGAGAUCGAUACCAUGUAUAUCCUGAGUGUGAAGCCAUGGAAGAGCAGCGAAUGCGUUGCCCCUCCGCCAGAAGAGCUAGCCAAGAUCAGACGCGAGGCUGGGACCGAUGAUACCGCCGAAGCAGGCGAAAUUACGCCUGCUGGGCAACGCAGCAGCGACGAGACAAAUACUGAGAAGGAGGCCGAAAAAGACGUGGAGCUCCAUGCGUAA